AUGAAAGGAAUUGAUCCGGCCAUAACAACUCACGAGCUAAACGUCGAUCCGACAGUCAAGCCUAUCCGACAGAAGCGACGCAAGCUCGGUCCAGAUAGGUCAAAGGCUGUAAACGAAGAGGUCGACCGGUUGCUCGGCGCUGGUUCAAUUGCUGAGGUGCACUACCCUGAGUGGUUAGCAAAUCCAGUAGUCGUCAAAAAGAAGAACGGGAAGUGGCGCGUCUGCGUCGACUUCACAGACUUGAAUAAAGCCUGCCUAAAGGACAGCUAUCCUCUUCCCAACUUCGACCGUUUAGUCGAGUCCACGGCUGGAAACGAGAUGCUCACCUUCAUGGACGCUUUCUCAGGGUACAACCAAAUCAUGAUGCACCCGGACGAUCGCGAAAAAACGACAUUUAUCACGGAGAGAGGAACCUACUGCUAUAAGGUCAUGCCAUUCGGUUUGAAGAACGCGGGAGCAACCUACCAACGGCUUGUGAACAAAAUGUUCACAGACAAGCUGGGCAUCACCAUGGAAGUAUACAUCGACAAUAUGCUUGUCAAGUCGCUUCACGCUGCUGAUCACCUCUGUCACUUGAGAGAUUGCUUCGAAACUCUCAACAAAUACGACAUGAAACUGAACCCAGCAAAGUGCACGUUUGGGGUUUCCUCAGGCGAGUUCCUUGGAUACAUAGUCACGCAGCGGGGAAUCGAAGCCAACCCGAAGCAGAUCUCCGCGGUCCUGAACCUUCCGAGCCUAAAAAAUAGUAGAGAAGUGCAACGGCUUACGGGUAGGAUAGCUGCACUCAACCGGUUCAUCUCCAGAUCCACUGGCAAAUGCUUGCCAUUCUACGACCUCCUCCGAGGUAACAAAAGGUUUAUCUGGGAUGAGAAAUGUGAGGAGGCAUUUAUCAAACUCAAGCAUUAUCUUACAACUUCACCUGUUCUCGCCAAGCCAGACGUCGGCGACGUUCUAUCUCUUUACGUCGCAGUAUCACAAGCAGCAGUCAGUAGCGUUCUAAUAAAAGAGGAUCGCGGUGAGAAAAAGCCAAUCUUCUACACGAGUAGGCGCAUGACCGGACCAGAAACGCGAUACCCAACUCUGGAGAAGAUGGCACUGGCAGUCGUCGAAGCGGCGAGAAAGCUUCGCCCCUACUUUCCGUCACAUUCGGUUGAAGUAUUAACCGACCAGCCCCUUCGAACGAUACUUCAAAAUACAAACAGGUCCGGAAGACUAACGAAGUGGGCUAUCGAACUCGGUGAGCUUGAUAUCACUUACAAAAACAGAACUGCAGCGAAAUAUCAGGUCCUCGCAGACUUCUUAAUCGAAUUGGCCCCGGAGUUAGAGCAAGAUCUCACGCUCCCAAACCCAAACUGGACACUGCAUGUCGACGGAUCUUCGACUAACAGGGGCGCAGGUGCUGGAGUUCAACUGCAAUCCCCGACCGGCGAACUGAUCAGGCAGUCUUUUAGCUUCGACUUUCCAGCCUCGAACAACGAAGCUGAAUACGAGUCUUUGAUCGCUGGACUCCGCUUAGCAAAAGCUGUCAAGGCCAAACGUUUAAGCGCCUACUGUGACUCGCAGUUAGUCGCCAGUCAGUUUAGCGGCGAUUAUGACGCCCGCAACGAUCGGAUGGAUGCCUACCUCAAGAUAGUACAGGGAUUAGCCGCAGAGUUUGAAUUCUUCGAACUCGUCAAAGUUCCCAGAGGAGAAAACAUCUGCGCCGACGCCCUUGCAGCCCUUGGAAGCAAGCUUCAUGACCAAGUUAAACGAACUAUUCCAAUACACCGCAUUGAGAAGCCGAGCAUCGAUAUCUCGACGGACCAAACCGCCAUCAUAGCCCCAGUCACCGAAACCGACACUCUCGUUACUGAUGAGUGCGGCCCUGACUGGCGAACUGAGUUUAUCGACUACCUCUCAAAGGGGGAACUUCCAACCCAGAAAUGGGCAGCCCGCCGACUAAAAACGCGAAGUGCCCAUUAUGUUGUCCUAGACAACGAACUCCAUCGAUGGACUGCGAGUAAAGUAAUACUCAAAUGUAUCCAUGGCGAAGAAACGGUCAGGGUUAUGGCCGAAACACACGAAGGCGCUGGAGGUAACCAUUCGGGCGGACGCGCAUUAGCAAUCAAAGUGAGAAGCCUGGGCUUUUUCUGGCCGACGAUGAACGCAGAUUGCGAGUCCUACGCCAGAAGCUGCGACAAGUGCCAACGGCAUGCACCAAGCAUCCAUUGUCCAACUGAAAUGUUACGAAUGACAGUCGCACCGUACCCGUUCAUGCGAUGGGCAAUGGAUAUCAUAGGACCUCUUCCAUGCUCCCGCCAGCGGCGUUUCAUUCUCGUCCUCACUGAUUACUUCACCAAAUGGAUCGACCCUGAAGCCUACGCUCAAGUCACCGACAAAGAAGUCCGCGGGUUCGUCUGGAAAAACAUCAUCUGCCGUCAAGGUCUACCGUACGAGAUCGUUACCGAUAAUGGAUCACAGUUCAUGUCGGGCAACUUCAAGGAAUUUUGCAGCAGAUGGAACAUUUGUUUGAGCCCCUCUACCCCUCGUUACCCACAGGGAAACGGCCAAGUGGAGUCCUCCAACAAGCUCAUCAUCGACGGCAUUAAGAAACGAUUAGACCUAAAAAAGGGUCAUUGGGCCGACGAACUCGAUAGAGUUCUAUGGAGCCACCGCACAACACCACGAGGGUCGACCAAAUAG
Brassica napus (rape) is the source of this 2682-nucleotide messenger RNA. RefSeq lists its product as uncharacterized. NCBI's taxonomy places the organism in Eukaryota, Viridiplantae, Streptophyta, Magnoliopsida, Brassicales, Brassicaceae. Gene Ontology annotation, biological process: DNA integration. The record is from RefSeq and is a predicted model, not a curated record. The transcript has a single exon. Gene Ontology annotation, molecular function: nucleic acid binding; RNA-DNA hybrid ribonuclease activity. Bases 1 to 2682 code for a protein of 893 amino acids.